Messenger RNA from Quercus lobata, 1592 nucleotides. RefSeq lists its product as uncharacterized. Bases 348 to 1448 code for a protein of 366 amino acids. The record is from RefSeq and is a predicted model, not a curated record. The transcript has a single exon. Lineage: Eukaryota; Viridiplantae; Streptophyta; Magnoliopsida; Fagales; Fagaceae. Gene Ontology annotation, molecular function: DNA binding.
UGGAGAGACCGACUCUGCUUUUAUUCUCCCACUCAGAGAAGGAUAUACUACAAUGUUUUUAAUUAAUAUAAAUACACUCAUUGCCCAAAAAAAUAAAAAAAUACACUCAUAUUUCCAUACCCAAGAACAAACCCUCUCUCUCUGUUUCUGGUUUUAUCUCUGAAACUCACAGAGAAUACCCACUUUGUAGCCCACAAUUGCUUCCCUUUUCUGAGUGUAGAAACAGAAAUUAAGAUUCUUGGAGGCCAAUUCUACUUAGGAAUUGAAUUUGGAGUCUCUUUCUCGUCUCUGUUUUUUGCUUGUUGUUCUAUCUCUCUGUAACUCACAGAGAAUUGAUCAUCAAAACCAUGGUGACUCCCGGUUCACUUUGUGAGUGUGAGUCAUUUAAUGAACUCAAAAGAGAGUGCACCAGAGAUGAACAACUGGACUUGGACUUGCUCACUCUUAGGGUUUUGGAGGACUUGAUUCUAUUCCACCCUAAAAAACCGUCUCUGCCACUGACUUCAGAAGAGAAGAGACUACAAUAUCGUUUCAAACCCACCUGGGGCUCCUUCCAAAGAAAAAGAUCGAAUCUUGCUUCUUCCAAGCCUCAUACCCUUUACCAAUUGCAAAAUUUGAACGUCAAAAGGAAGAGGUUUUCUCAACCCACUGGCAUUGCAGAUCCGGAAUGGAAAGCUUCGCUACCACCAGAGGGUUUUGCUUGUGCUUCCCCCAAGAUCAUCACACGCCUCAAAAUAAUCCCACCCAAGAAACCCCAUUUGGGAAUCUCUGCUGCUUCAUCCAUUGUUGUUCCCAACUACUCUGAAUCUCCCAAACCCACGCCACCCAGAGUAUUUGAUGGCCUCAACUGUCAGGGUUUGAAGCUUGUUACCCAGAAGCGAAGAAAGGCCACCAAGGAAGACCAGAUUGAAGAAAAGCCACCAAAGAAGCCCAAAUUGAACCCAACCCUUCCACUGUCAAACCCAUCACCAAAACUGCCUCAAACUUUCCAGAAUAUCAUUGACACAAUGGGUGGAACCCAACUGGUUUUGGUCAUACAGAAACCUCUCACUAAGACUGACCUAAACCGACAUAACGCUCGGCUGUCCAUGCCUUUAAGCCAAAUCAAUGGCAGUUUCUUGAGGGAGGCAGAAAGAGAAUGUCUGGAUCAACAACAAGCAAUGGAAGUCCCAUUCAUGGAGGCCUCCGGUAAGGUAAAACAAAUUGUUUUGAGGCAAUGGGACAUGCCUAAGGAGUCAGGGAAGAAAAGCUCAUGCUAUAUGCUGAUAAAAUCUUGGAAUGAGGUGGUGGAAAAAAAUGAUCUUGGCAGAAAGCUUAACCAAGUGAUCCAAAUUUGGUCUUUUAGACUUGGUAAUGAAGAUCAACUCUGCCUGGCUUUUGUUGUGGUAAACACAGGGGAGAACGAUGAAGGAGCAAGUAGCAGCAGGCAAGGAAGAGAUAUGGAUUGAUACUAAUUUUGGCCUAUUCAAUUGACCAAUUUUCUUGUAAUUAGUUAUUUUGUUUAGAGUUUAUUAGAGAGAAUAUGUUAUGACUCAUGACAUAUUGUUUAUUAGUAUUUUUUUUUUUUUUAGAUAGGGAUCUAUUGUCAAUUA